This is a messenger RNA of Manihot esculenta (cassava), 657 nucleotides long. Its product is annotated as metallothionein-like protein type 2. Gene Ontology annotation, molecular function: metal ion binding. The coding region runs from base 97 to 333 and encodes 78 amino acids. The transcript is spliced from 3 exons. The record is from RefSeq and is a predicted model, not a curated record. Lineage: Eukaryota; Viridiplantae; Streptophyta; Magnoliopsida; Malpighiales; Euphorbiaceae.
CGAUAAAUUCGAGCUGAGGCAAGGGCCUUAUGAAUCAUCCUAUAGUUGAAGAAUUCAAUUGUCAAGUGAUAAGCCUCUUCCAAAUCCCUAAAGAAAAUGUCUUGCUGCGGAGGAAACUGUGGCUGUGGCUCUGGAUGCAAGUGCGGCAGCGGCUGCAACGGCUGUGGCAUGUACCCUGACAUCUCAGAGAACACCAGAACUGAGACUCUCAUCGCAGGAGUUGCACCUCCUAAGAUGUCCUAUGAGGGUACUGAGUUGAACUUUGGUGCUGAGAGUGGAAAUGGGUGCAAGUGUGGAUCAAGCUGCAGCUGUGAUCCAUGCAACUGCAAAUGAGAAAGCAGCAUGGACAUGGACCUAGCAAAGCCUGUACUUGAUGUUUUUAAUAAAUCCCCAAAAAAAAAAAGGAUGCAAAAGGGUUUGUUAAUGAAUAUGUAAAAUAGUUGUCGGCUUGCUGCUGUAAAUAAAACAGCCAUAGGUAAUCAAAAUCCUUGUAUGAGGAUUUAAUUUCCUGGAGUUUGAUGGCUUGUUUUAUGUGUUAAGUGUGUCUGCUUUGCUGGUCUUAACUUGGCCUUCUGUGUACUUUUGGAAGGGGAACUCGAUUAGCGUUGGUGUCUAUGGUUAUAACUUCUUUCACUUAAAUAUGAUCUACUUUUCCCA